Molecule: messenger RNA, 1892 nt
Organism: Zophobas morio
Lineage: Eukaryota; Metazoa; Arthropoda; Insecta; Coleoptera; Tenebrionidae
Product: serine-rich adhesin for platelets-like
Exons: 4
Coding region: 226-1782 (518 amino acids)
Source: RefSeq, a predicted model, not a curated record
AUCUGAGAAAUAUGAUCCAUGUGUCGAAGGCCAAGUUGGCGGAUAUGUGCGAUAUAUGCAUAAUGAGUCAGUCUUAUGUUUGGUCUCUCGAAUGUGAGACGCUGCCUUGUAUUAUUCUUAUAUAAAAGUAUUGUUUGCUGAACUGUUUUUGAUUGACUCUUUACGAAAUCUAACAAGUCAGAAGUGGGAUUAGAGACCCUUGUACUAGUAGUUAAUUAGUGUACGAUGCCAAAUAACACUAAAAAGCGAAGACGCGGUAGUACUUCGAGUUCGAGCACGAGUUCGCGUUCGAGGUCUACCUCUAGUUCGAGUUCGACUUCGAGUUCGAGUUCGAGUGUAGUGUCAAAAAGAGAAGUGCAAAAAUUGAAGCGUCAGGUGAAAAAGCUGAAAAGACACCGAUCAACGACAUCUACGCCCCGGACAGGUGACGAAAACCUAAUUCCAAUCUUCGAUCCAACACGCCCUGAAGCAGUUGUGAAGAAAUGGGUGGAAAAAGUCGACAAUCUGGCCCGCCGUUACAACUGGGAUGAUAAUGCAGUUAUCCGGCUCAUCCCAAGUCGUUUGCUGGGUAACGCACGUCAAUGGUACGACGAAAGUGUCAAGUACGACGCAACAUGGAAGAAACUGAAACUCUCUCUUAUUGAACAAUUUAGUAAGUCCGUUCCAUUUUCGCUAUUGUUAAAAGAUGCUGCUAAUUAUGAAACAACACCAGGUCAAAACCUUGGAGAUUAUUGUUUCCAAAAACUAUCCAAAUUGAAAGCUUUGCAGUUGAAAAUCCCAGAUGAAUUUUUGAUCGAUGCAGUAAUUGGCGGCAUUACAGACAAUAAUAUUGCUCGUACAGUGGGGUCGGCACGUCAUGCUAGUGCGAAUGCUUUGUACGCGUACUUGAACACAAUGGGGGACGCAACCGCCGCCGCUGUCGCGGUACCGAAAUCCGAUACCAGUGAUUCGCGCCGGUUUCAAGAUAAACAGAACAAAAUGACCACAAACCAGGUUCUUGCAGCUUUUAUUCUAAUUUCUUGUCUGGCAUUUGGUGCCACAGCAAAAGAGAUCAGAGUUGAGGAAGAUAUCAAAGUCGGAGAUGUGGCUAUCUCCAUCCAAAUUAUCGAAAAAACCGACGAUGACGAAGGUAACGUAACAGUUUCUCCAACUACGAAUGCCACGAAUUUUUGGAACGGGACCACGAUUUGGCCAAUCACAAACUCCACCUCGUGGAAUGUUACUACGGCUUGGCCAAUCACCAACUCGACGUCCUGGAAUGGUACUACACCGUACCCAAUCACAAAUUCCACUUCCUGGAAUGUUACUACAGCUUAUCCAAUCACAAACUCGACUAACUGGAAUGUUACUACACCUUACCCAAUCACCAACUCGACGUCCUGGAAUGUUACUACAGAGUACCCAAUCACAAAUUCCACUUCCUGGAACGUUACUACAGCUUAUCCAAUCACAAACUCGACUAACUGGAAUGUUACUACACCUUACCCAAUCACCAACUCAACGUCUUGGAAUGUUACUACAGAGUACCCAAUCACAAAUUCCACUUCCUGGAACGUUACUACAGCUUAUCCAAUCACAAACUCGACUAACUGGAAUGUUACUACACCUUACCCAAUCACCAACUCGACGUCCUGGAAUGUUACUACAGAGUACCCAAUCACAAAUUCCACUUCCUGGAACGUUACUACAAUUUACCCAAUAACGAACUCAACUUCCUGGAACGUUACUACAGUUUGGCCAAUCGACAAUGGAACCUCCCCGGGAAAUAUCACUCUAAAUUAGGAUCCAACUGGUAGUACUUGGUUUUACAUUUUACAAUGCUACUAGUACUAAGGUGGUACCAAAUCUGAACGGUGUCAGUUCAGUAGUUAAAAAAUAAACCCUGAAAAUCA